Molecule: messenger RNA, 11127 nt
Organism: Lymnaea stagnalis (great pond snail)
Lineage: Eukaryota; Metazoa; Mollusca; Gastropoda; Lymnaeidae
Source: the annotation of a GenBank genome assembly
CGGCGCCAACGUUGCUGACGCCAUCUUCGUCCGGGCCCCCUUCCGGCCCUGCCAUCACAGCAUCGUCGCCACCCUCGCCAGCAUCCUCGUCGUCCGGCCAAGUUAAAGAAGAGUCGAUUCGAGACGGCGAGCCGAGGGGGGCCCACUACCUCGGGGCCAACUGUGUGCUCUUUACUUACUUCAGCGGCGAUACGUCGUCGGUCGUGGACGAUCACUUCACCCGGGCCUUGAAUCAGACCAGCGGGUGUGAGCCAGCGGACAGUCAGACCAGAAGCAAGGCUUUGUCUCACAAGGGUGAGUCUUCUAACGACUGAAUCGAAUAUAGAUAAUAAUAUGUAUCAACCAUUGUUAAGAAGGGGUCGAAUUUGGGGUUUAAGUAAAAUUUUUUGGGGAAACAAAAAGGGGGGUGGGGGGGGGGGGGGUGCUGAGUGAAUACAUUAAACGUUCAUUGAUUCACUUCAGCCAAGUCAGUGGUAAUUCUUUGAUAUGAGAAAUAUAGAGACUUGGUUAAGAUGGUAAUUCUUUGAUAUGAGAAAUAUAGAGACUUGGUUAAGAUGGUAAUUCUUUGAUAUGAGAAAUAUAGAGACUUGGUUAUGAUGGUAAUUCUUUGAUAUGAGAAAUAUGGAGACUUGGUUAAGACGGUAACUCUUUGAUAUGAGAAAUAUAGAGACUUGGUUAAGACGGCAACUCUUUGAUAUGAGAAAUAUAGAGACUUUGUUAAGACGGUAACUCUUUGAUAUGAGAAAUAUAGAGACUUGGUUAAGAUGGUAACUCUUUGAUAUGAGAAAUAUAGAGACUUGGUUAAGAUGGUAAUUCUUUGAUAUGAGAAAUAUAGAGACUUGGUUAAGAUGGUAACUCUUUGAUAUGAGAAAUAUAGAGACUUGGCUAAGACGGUAACUCUUUGAUAUGAGAAAUAUAGAGACUUGGUUAAGACGGUAACUCUUUGAUAUGAGAAGUAUAGAGACUUGGUUAAGACGGUAACUCUUUGAUAUGAGAAAUAUAGAGACUUGGUUAAGACGGUAACUCUUUGAUAUGAGAAGUAUAGAGACUUGGUUAAGAUGGUAACUCUUUGAUAUGAGAAAUAUAGAGACUUGGUUAAGACGGUAACUCUUUGAUAUGAGAAAUAUAGAGACUUGGUUAAGACGGUAACUCUUUGAUAUGAGAAGUAUAGAUACUUAGUUAAGACUGUAACUCUUUGAUAUGAGAAAUAUAGAGACUUGGUUAAGAUGGUAAUUCUUUGAUAUGAGAAAUAUAGAGACUUGAUUAAGAUGGUAACUCUUUGAUAUGAGAAAUAUAGAGACUUGGUUAAGACGGUAACUCUUUGAUAUGAGAAAUAUAGAGACUUGGUUAAGACGGUAACUCUUUGAUAUGAGAAGUAUAAAGAGCUAAUGAAUAGGGUCAUUUCAUUGAUAUGAGAAAUAUAAAGAGCUAAUGAAUAUGGUCAUUCUUUGAUAUGAGAAAUAUAGAGACGUAGUGAAUAUGGUUAUCGUCCAGCAGUAAGUGCUAGGGUACCGAAGAGUAAUAUUACAGUUGUAAAAAAAAAAAUGCAAGUGCUAUGCCGACAUCUAUAGAAAAUAAUUCGAUGGAGUAGAUGAAAGCCGAUUUAGGAUGAAACAAAAGCUUGGUAAUAGGUUUGAAUAUAGAGGUACACGUGAGUGGGCGUUCACUGCUUUUGAAGCACUAAGAAUCACCUUCUCGCAAUGAAACUAAUUUAUGGAAGAAUCAACGCUUUCAAAGUAAUAACGUUUGGCAUUUGUGUUAUGCAUUCUUUUUUUUUUUUUUUCCUCCAACAUCCGGGUAAGAACGUUAUUGGUGGUCAUCGUGAACAAAAAUAGUUGGUCGGUUUUUUCCCUCGCAGUCUCCCCUUGUUUCCAACAUUAUUUUUCCCAUAGCACUAAGAAUCACCUUCUCGCAAUGAAACUAAUUUAUGGAAGAAUCAACGCUUUCAAAGUAAUAACGUUUGGCAUUUGUGUUAUGCAUUCUUUUUUUUUUUUUUUUUUUCCUCCAACAUCCGGGUAAGAACGUUAUUGGUGGUCAUCGUGAACAAAAAUAGUUGGUCGGUUUUGUCCCUCGCAGUCUCCCCUUGUUUCCAACAUUAUUUUUCCCAUUAUUAUUCGUCAAUUUUUCCCCCCACCGACUUCUUUCUCUGAGUUACUUAGGACAGUCUGUGCAACAUUUCUUAUAUACUGCAUGUAUUUAUAAUAGGAUUGAACAAACUAAGGAUGAAAACAAAUAUGGGUCUGCUUAAAACGUGUAAGUAAUAAUUAAUUGAAUUCAUUCGAAUUUAACACCCUCCCCCCCCCCCCCCCCCCCGUUUUCUCCAAACCUCAUCCCCGAAAUGUUUUCUCAACAGUCAAAGGUCCUCAUAUUAUUUUUGGCACUGGUCCCCAAUGCUUCAAUGCAGCAUUGUGUUUUACAAACACUUUAGAAGUUGUAAACACAAAUAAUUCUUUGUUAGCCGCCUACCUGUACAUUUAACUGUGUGCGUGCCAGCCUACGGCCUACAGCCUACAGCCUACAGCCUACAGCCUACGGCCUACAGCCUACAGCCUACAGCCUACAGCCUACAGCCUACAGCCUACGGCCUACAGCCUAUCUCUGGCAUUACACGCACGUGCGUUUGUUGUAUCCCACGAGCUCAAAGGAUGACAGUUUCGGGGGUCGGCUGGCUAUUCCAGGCACCGACUUAGACGCUGUUGGCAGCGGCGUAUUCUUGCUGUUUCAGUAGUCUUGUUGUAUUUUGGUUCAGUAGUCUUGAUGUAUGUUGGUUCAGUAGUCUUAUUAUAUGUUGAUUCAGUAGUCUUGUUGUAUGUUUAUUCAGUAGUCUUGUUGUAUGUUGAUUCAGUAGUUUUGUUGUAUGUUGAUUCAGUAUUCUUGUUGUAUGUUGAUUCAGUAGUCUUUUUGUAUUUUGAUUCAGUAGUCUUGUUGUAUGUUGGUUCAGUAGUCUUGUUGUAUGUUUAUCAGUAGUCUUGUUGUAUGUUUGUUCAGUAGUCUUGUUGCAUGUUGGUUCAGUAGUCUUGUUGCAUGUUGGUUCAGUAGUCUUGUUGUAUGUUGGUUCAGUAGUCUUGUAUGUUUUCAGUAGUCUUGUUGUAUGUUGGUUCAGUAGUCUUUUUGUAUGUUUGUUCAGUAGUCUUGUUGUAUGUUUGUUCAGUAGUCUUGUUGUAUGUUGGUUCAGAAGUCGUGUUGUAUGUUUAUUCUGUAGUCUUGUUGUAUGUUUGUUCAGUAGUCUUGUUGUAUGGUUGUUCAGUAGUCUUGUUGUAUGUUUGUUCAGUAGUCUUGUUGUAUGUUUGUUCAGUAGUCUUGUUGUAUGUUGGUUCAGUAGUCUUGGUGUAUGUUUUUUCAAUAGUCUUGUUGUAUGUUGGUUCAGUAGUCUUUUUGUAUGUUUGUUCAGUAGUCUUGUUGUAUGUUUGUUCAGUAGUCUUGUUGUAUGUUUACUCAGUAGUUUUGUUGUUUGUUUUAGUAUACUGUUGUAGUAUGUCGAUUCGGUAGUGUUGUCAUAAUAUGUUGGUCUAGUAGUGCUGUUAUAUGUUGGUUCUAUAUUUUUGUUGUAUGAAUAGUGUUGUACGUUGGUUCAGUAGUAUUAUGGUAUGUUGGCUCAGUAGUAUUAUGGUAUGUUUUUUCAGUAGUAUUAUGGUAUGUUGGUACAGUAGUAUUGUUUUAUUUUUGGCUCAGGAGUAUUAUUAGAUGGUGGUUCAGUGUUAAUGUUGUAUGAGUUGUGUUAAGUAUGCAGUUAACUGCACCGUUGUUCCUACACUGGACUUGUCACAAGAGCUAGAACAACCUCCCAAGAUUUAGAGAAGAAAAGAACAAAGUACAAAAUAGCCUCACCAAAAGAAUAAAUGCGCUUUUCAAAGGACGUUGCGUUAACUCUUAUGAACCACGGAUGGAACGAACGAACUGAAGGGAAAUCUCUGAUAUAAGACUGAUCACAUGAAUCAUGUGGGGAACUAAGAUAAGCUUCUCGGUGUGUGGAUAUCUGGAUAUGUAAGGAAGAAUUAGUUUGUGAAUACAAUGGCUAGAACGUUUGUUAGGAUAUAUUUUGAUCAGUUAUGGACUGCGAUGAAGAUGAACUGGUCAAGCUAGAAUUUUUUCUGAAAUUUUAAUGACAUGAACUGAAUGACCAUCAUAUUUGUCCAACCGAAUGACCGUCAAAUUUGUCCAACCGAAUGGCCAUCAAAUUUGUCCAACCGAAUGACCAUCAAAUUUGUCCAACCGAAUGGCCAUCAAAUUUGUCGAACCGAAUGACCAUCAAAUUUGUCCAACCGAAUGACCAUCAAAUUUGUCCAACCAAAUGGCCAUCAAAUUUGUCCAACCGAAUGGCCAUCAAAGAUAGUAAACGUAACCUAUAUCAACUAGAAUCUAAAUUCUGCGAGAUUCAAAUCAUUGCUAUAAACAUUUUCAACUAUUUUAUUGCGGUAAUUCUUCGUAAGAGAUCUAAGAACUGCUUUUAAAGACACAAAUGCCCGUGAGAGAUAAUCUGAUCAUCUCAGUUAGUCUGUGCUUAAUCCGCGCAGCUACGCAAUAUCCAUCUAACAUUUAUUUAAUCAAGAAAACCAAGUGGCUAUGUCUGGAACAAUAGGAGCUCUAAUGAGAAUAGUGAUGUGGGAUGCACUCGAUAGAAUUGAGCGGUAGAUAUUUGUUAUGACUUUUCCGGGUUUUUUUGUUGUUUUUUGUUGCUUUUUUGUUGUUGUUGUUGUUGUUUUGUGUUUUUUUUACGUUUAAAGGCAUUAGUCUUUUGACGUUACCAAAUUUACACCUACUUCAUUCUAUUUUUUUUAAAAUUAAUGGACUGUAAUGAUCAGAUUCGAAAUACUCUAUAACUUGGCGAAACUUCACUUUUUUUUUUUUUUUUUUACAUAAAAAAACCACCAGGUGUAUGCCCCGCUUUUUAAAACAUUUUGUUUUUUUUUUUUUUUUUUUUUUUUUUUUUUUUUUUUUUUUUUUUUUUUUUUUUUUUUUUUUUUUUUUUUUUUGUUUUUUUUUUUUUUUUUUUUUUUUUGUACAUGAAAACACCACCAGGUGUAUGACACGCUUUGUAAAACCAGAGUAGCUUGCCCGUGGUUGAGCAGAGUAGCUUGCUUGUGGUUGAGCAGAGUAGCUUGCCCGUGGUUGAGCAGAGUAGCUUGCUUGUGGUUGAGCAGAGUAGCUUGCCCGUGGUUGCCGCCUACUUUUACCAAGUUGGGUCGGUUCCAAACUCAUGUUUGUUGUUUCCAAACUCGAUUCCACGAGUUCAGUAGGGUUAAUUAAAACAGACUCAAAUAAAAUGUAUACUUUUACGCUGAAUAAUUUCUUUCCUCUCAAUUAACUGUGACGUCAUCUUUACUCUCCAAAUUUCUUUUUUUAUUCCUUCGUCAAUGUAUCCCAUACCUUUUCUAUACUCAUGACACCUUUUUCCCUACUAUCACAAUCAAGCCGUUGCAAAAAAUAAUUUAACAAAUUAUAUAAAAAAAUCUGAGCCCUGAUUAUCUUCGCCAUAAGUAUAAAGAUAAUGCGUACCAAACUCACUUGCAUCAGCCAUACCAAAUUUACACCAAAUAUAACUGCCUUACCUCACAUCAGCCAUACCAAAUUUAUUCCAAAUAUAAGGGCCAUACCUCACCGAAUGUACACCAAAGAAACGACCAGCUUACCCAAGUCAGACCCAAGCCCUCAAUGUAACUAAAGAAUCCCACAUCUAAAACCCUUUAUAAAGGUUGCAAGAUGCAAAGCUGAACACUCGAUGAUGACAAUCGGGGAUAAGGAUCUAUCCCACAGGGGAGACAAUAAAUUGUGGUGAAAACUGCUGACACUGUCCUGAAAUAGAUAUGCCAAGUAAUGUAAUGAUGUACGUGGGGUUUAUUCAAACUGCGCUAUACAAAGUUUUUGCUUUACAGCUACCACAAUAGUUUCGAUUUAUAAAAUAGAAUCAUGUCUUACCACAGGACAACAGUGAUGUUAAGUUCCAACCAGUUAGUCACCUAAAAUACGCCUUAUCAAAGCAAUGGACACACGUGCUUAAAACACAAUAUUAAAAAAAUACAGAAAAAUCGAUUCCACCGAAGUGGGUCAAAAAAUGGAUUACAAGAUUUGUUAACCGGGUUUCAGAAGAAAACAAACUCAAUCCAUUCUAGGAAUAUUAAAGACACACACAGAAUAAAUAUUUGAAAUAAAGUCAAAAUUUUAUUAUCUAACAUAUUUUUCAUUAUAAUUUUUUUUUUUUUUAAAUUGAUUCACAUUUCAAUAAAGCUUUGCUUUUCAUUUAUAAACCAUGUCAUACUGUCCACCUUCUAAGAAACUUGUUAAUGGUGCCAUCCCACUAUUUAAGCUUUGUAUCUUUGAUGAUAUUUUAAAAAAAAAACAACAACACAAUUUUAUUAACUCUCUUAAAUCUUAAUGCAACCCUUGCAUUUUAAUUUAAAUGUUUCAAAACUCAAGGGUAAAGCAAAUUGUAAUAACAUUAAAGCCACGUAGUUUCACUUGCGGCCAAAGGACAAGUGUAUAUCUCAAAGUUCGAGCACCCUUGUUACUGAGGGGUUCUCUCCCCCCCCACCCCCACUCCCAAGGUACACGAAUAAUAACUCAGGCUGUGUGCCACUCUCCCCCCUCUCAUCAUCUAUUAAAUAUGAUGGCUACACGCGGGGUUAGAGGAUAUUGUCUUGUACAACAAGACUACACAUAAACAUCACAAGGAGUGGUGGUGCGUGGGGGUUUCCCCAUCUCCGGAGUAAUUGUAGCUAAGAGGCUCCCGGGGGAGGGGAGGGGGGAGGGGGAGAGAGCGGGGUUUGGGUUUCGGUUGGGGUACGUGCGCAGUGGUAGAAGGGGGCGGGGUAACCAACAACAGAAAAAAAGGAAAAAAAAAGGCCUUUACUGGGGGGAAGGGGGGAGGGCUGGGGGGAAGGGGGGCAGAGAUGUGAACGCACAUUGGGGCGAUGACACGUGCUACAACUGUUAUCAGGAUAUAACUUGUUCUGUUAGCAGCUUCCACAUCAACUAGAACAACUUGUUUAAGAGGUACAACUGCGGGAAUAGUUUUAACUUAACAAGCUACGUGGCACACCCAUUAACCUUGACGAUAGUAUAUUAUAUCUUCAAUCAUCCAGCUUGCUUUAUAAUGAAAUACAUAUCCGUUUAGGAAUGAAGUAAAUGUGGAGCCAAUUACGGCACGAGACAUGAUAAUUCUUCGUUACCAUAGAAUCAGACAAAAACAUUCAAAUUUGAAAAAUUAUAUAUACUAGAUAUAGCCCGCCCAACAUUGGCGACAGCAAUGCGUGAACUUCCCAUCUAGUGAAGUUACUUGACAAACAUGAACUCAAGUAACGCACAUUUAAGAAUCCCAAUAUUUGCUACACCCCUCCCCCCAUGAUACGUCACUGCACACUUUUUAUUUCUCGCCCAUGAACUAUAUUAAUAUUCUCAUAUCCCAACCACUUUUACACCGAAUAUUUUUUACACAACACUUAAAUUGAGACGAUUUCAUUUCCGAAAAGAAAAUAUUAUGCACCAAACGCAAUUGCGUUAUUAAAAAAAAAAAAAAUAUAUAUCAUUUUGCCUAGUUAUCGGGAAUUACAUUUUGCGCGCUAGUGAACUCAUUAUUGAACCACGCUCUAGCGUAUCUAUAAAUAGCCUGCUUGGUGUUUGACCCAUCUUGUUUACCUUUGCUGGCAAAUUAUAUAUUAUAUAUAUAUAUAAUAUUUUAAACAAUUGAUUUUUGUUUCGGAAAUUGAAAGGCAUUACUUUUCCACCCUAUUGUUCAGCUAAAAGUAACACAUGAAUUAGAAAUAUAUAUUUUGCCAUGUCCAUUUCAACUUUUGGCAGCAUACAAGAUAAGGCUGAGACACUCGUCUGAUCUAAACGUCAUUUACAAAUGUAUUGGAAGUCUUUGAUUCAUUGUAUGAUUGCUGGAAUGAGGGGAGAAUUAGUGAAGAAUGAUGGGAGAAUCAGUUGUAAAUAAGGGAGAAUAAGUGAAGAAUGAUGGGAGAAUCAGUUGUAAAUAAGGGAGAAUAAGUGAAGAAUGAUGGGAGAAUCAGUUGUAAAUAAGGGAGAAUAAGUGAAGAAUGAUGGGAGAAUAAGUUGUAAAUAAGGGAGAAUAAGUGAAGAAUGAUGGGAGAAUCAGUUGUAAAUAAGGGAGAAUAAGUGAAGAAUGAUGGGAGAAUCAGUUGUAAAUAAGGGAGAAUAAGUGAAGAAUGAUGGGAGAAUAAGUUGUAAAUAAGGGAGAAUAAGUGAAGAAUGAUGGGAGAAUCAGUUGUAAAUAAGGGAGAAUAAGUGAAGAAUGAUGGGAGAAUCAGUUGUAAAUAAGGGAGAAUAAGUGAAGAAUGAUGGGAGAAUAAGUUGUAAAUAAGGGAGAAUAAGUGAAGAAUGAUGGGAGAAUCAGUUGUAAAUAAGGGAGAAUAAGUGAAGAAUGAUGGGAGAAUCAGUUGUAAAUAAGGGAGAAUAAGUGAAGAAUGAUGGGAGAAUCAGUUGUAAAUAAGGGAGAAUAAGUGAAGAAUUGGGAGAAUCAGUUGUAAAUAAGGGAGAAUAAGUGAAGAAUGAUGGGAGAAUCAGUUGUAAAUAAGGGAGAAUAAGUGAAGAAUGAUGGGAGAAUCAGUUGUAAAUAAGGGAGAAUAAGUGAAGAAUGAUGGGAGAAUAAGUUGUAAAUAAGGGAGAAUAAGUGAAGAAUGAUGGGAGAAUCAGUUGUAAAUAAGGGAGAAUAAGUGAAGAAUGAUGGGAGAAUCAGUUGUAAAUAAGGGAGAAUAAGUGAAGAAUGAUGGGAGAAUCAGUUGUAAAUAAGGGAGAAUAAGUGAAGAAUGAUGGGAGAAUCAGUUGUAAAUAAGGGAGAAUAAGUGAAGAAUAUUGGUAGAAAAAGGGGAUAACAAGUUGAUAUUAAGUGGAUAAUAAGGGGAGAAUAAUGGGAAAAUAAUGGGAGAAUGAUGUGAGAACAAGUUUAUAUUAAAUGGAUAUAAGGGGAGACUCAAGCGAGACUCGGGGGAGACUAAUGGAAGUAUAAGAUCGACUUAAAAAAAAACACUAUAAAAACAAUGGCCAUUAAUUAGCUGUUAUAUUUUUUUUUUCCUUUAAAAAUCAGACACAUUUUAUAAUAGUAAAAUGAUUUGUUCAACUUCUUCUUUGUGUCCAGCAAACUGUCUUUAUUGGUGGUGACCAGUGGCUUAGCUAAGGUUAGUGCCGCCGGGGGGGAUGCCAAGCUUUUUACCGCCACUCCUAUCAAGGAAAAAUCUCUCCAGUUGGCCGAAAGUAUCGCCCGUCCGUAGCCCCCUUCCCAUGCCACUGAUAGUGACUAGUAUAAAGAAGAGCAAAAAUGUGCCAGUGAAAUCUCUGCAGUAAACUACUCCCUAGAAUAGUGAAAACUCUAAGCACAUGGUCACAUAGCAUCCUAAGAUGUGCUGGUCAUCCAUCUGUAAUGCCCUCUAACGUGCGCAAACAAAUUUCACGUACCUCUACCGUGAGGCUUAAUAUUUGUAUUUAAUCUGCCAACUUUAACGUAACCAACUUUCAUUUUUUUUGGUGUACAAACUACGAUGUUUAAUCAAUUGCCGAAUUGACAUCAGACAAUCAAUUGCCGAAUUGACAUCAGACAAUCAAUUGCCGAAUCGACAUCAGACAAUCAAUUGCCGAAUUGACAUCAGAUAAUCAAUUGCCGAAUUGACAUCAGACAAUCAAUUGCCGAAUUGACAUCAGACAAUCAAUUUCCGAAUUGACACCAGACUUCGGACUGGGUUUAAAAAAUAACAAAAAAAUAAUCUAGUGUUUUCGUUCUCCCCAAGUAUAACAGCCCACUUGAGUACAUUCCACCUACACCAAAUAAAUUCUAACUUCAUACCAUUGUACUACAUCGCCUUCAUGUACCUCUAGUUAUUCCAGUUACAUAUUUUUUUUUAAUUUUUAAACAUGCUAUAAGAGAAAAUCUACUUUUUUUUUGCAUUGAAUUAUCUAUUAAUUAAACUUAAUCAAACUAACCAUACAGUGGCGUCUCCCUCUUGGCUUAUUUGCAUUGCCUUUUUUUUUUUCAAACGUUACAUAUUAUAAAAUAUUAUUCUCACACAUGUACCUUAUUCUCCCCACAGCUCCAACGCCCAUGUCGGCCCGGAACCUGCCGCCCUCGUUCUGGAACAGUUCCUACCAAUACAACUCCAACCACUUAUUUACUCAAGGCGGCUCCCAGUACCACGGCCAUGGCGGAGGCAGCGGCGGCCCCAGCGGUAGCGCCAGCGACAUGAACCCUUUCCACAGCAGCCACCCUUACCUGUCUCCGGCCCUGCACGGCUUAUCCAACCUCCCCGCUGAUCCCUGGGCCUACAGUUUCCCCUCCCCCUCCCCCGCCAUGCCCUACCCUCACAGACCUGUCCCGUACGACCUCAGCUACCCGGCCACCAGCAGGUGAGUGUCAUCGUGAGAAGUAAACAAGCCUGGUGUCUACUCCAUCAAAGUCUGUUUGUUGGGAGAACGCUGGUGGGGGGAGAAAUGAGAAAAUAGACAUUUUGUUUUCCUUCAGCGAGAUUUCAAGACAAAAUAACAAAAUGACGUAACCUCAAUUAACUGAAAUACAAAAACAUUUUAAAAAUCCAAAACAUAAAAAUAAAUACAAAACAUAAAAUAUAUCUAAUGACAGAUAAUAUUUUAUAAUUGUAACAAUUAUAUUUAUGACCAUCGUUAUGAAAUAUAUUUUAUUUUAUUAAUUUUUUUUUUUUAAAGGAAAAAUAAUCAUAUCAGUUAAAGUUAAAAAAUUCAAUGUAUUCAGGCUUGUCAUCCAGGUUGCUUUUUAUUGAAUAUUUAGUUGAAAACAAAUCUAAGAAGUGUGUGAAUUUGAUAAAAACUAAGAAAACAUAAUUGAUACUAUUUCAUGAAUAGUUUUGGAAUAUCCUUUUAACAGUUUGCAAACAGGCAAUAUAAUCUGUUAUCUUAUUUUCAGUUAUGGAGGGUGGACAGACAAUUUGGCCCGGAGAGUAAUUUCGCCACGGCAUUUAUUAGAGGCUAUUUAUUAUAAUAAAGGUGUGUCUCUCUCAUCACAGGUUCAGCCAAAACUACAGUUCCUUCUUAAUGCAGCCAUCGGCCGUACGGUCAGCCCAGUUCAGCGCCAUGGCCGGACACUGUGACGUGACCAAAUCAACCGAUCAUUCCAGGUCACGCUACACUGACCACAGGUUAAGCUCCGAC